Molecule: messenger RNA, 1255 nt
Organism: Ooceraea biroi (clonal raider ant)
Lineage: Eukaryota; Metazoa; Arthropoda; Insecta; Hymenoptera; Formicidae
Source: RefSeq, a predicted model, not a curated record
AUGUGUCAGCCACUGCCCUAUGCCGAUUUUCGAUGGGUCGACAACAUUUCCAAUUUCAACGUGAACGCUGUCACUCCCGAUUCGCCAAAAGGAUACGUACUCGAAGUCGAUCUUGAGUAUCCGCGACAUCUCCAUGACGCGCACGCUAACCUACCGUUUUGUCCGACGCGCGAUAAGCCGCCAGGCAAACGGCAGGAUAAGUUGCUCGCAACUUUAUACGAUAAGAAGCGGUACGUCAUCCACUACCGCAAUCUACAACAGUGUACGCGUCACGGUCUUCGCGUCACAAAAAUUCAUCAUAUAUUAGAAUUCACGCAAUCUCCAUGGCUCCGCGAGUACAUCGAACUGAACACGCGAUUUAGGGCAGCAGCUAAAAAUGAUUUCGAGAAAAAUUUAUAUAAACUAAUGAAUAACGCGGUAUUCGGAAAAACCAUGGAGAACGUGCGCAAUCAUAUUGAUGUAAAGCUGUUAACGAAAUGGAACGGAAGGUACGGCGCGGAGGCAAUGAUCGCGAAACCGAAUUUCCAUAGUCGCAGCGUCUUUUCGGAAAACCUGGUCGCGAUCGAAAUGCGUAAGCUCGAGGUGAAAUUCAACAAACCGAUCUACGUGGGUAUGUGCAUCCUCGACAUAUCCAAGGUCUGUUUGUACGAGUUUCAUCACGAGUACAUGUUACCUCUUUAUCCUGAUAAAUGCAAAGUUGUGUACACGGAUAUCGAUAGUUUAAUUUACCAUAUCGAAUGUGAUGAUGUAUACGAGCAAAUGAAACGCGACAUUCCGAGAUUUGACACGAGCGAUUACGCGUCCGACAACAUAUAUAAUAUUCCGCUCAUGAACAAAAAAUUACCAGGUUUAAUGAAAGACGAGAACAACGACGCGAUAAUAACCGAAUUCGUUAGACUUAGAGCGAAAAUGUAUGCUUUGAAGGUAGACGGUAAAAAAGAUACCAAAAAGGCGAAAGGUGUUAAGACCAAUGUAGUCGCACGAACAAUAACGUUCGACGAUUACAUGCGAUGUUUGAAAGACCGCAUAGAAAUGACUCGAGAUCAAUCCCGUAUACAGUCAAAACUGCAUAACGUGUACACCGUUCGCGAGACGAAAAUCGCUCUGAGUCCGCAUGACGAUAAACGAUACAUUGUACCCAAGUCUGCAAACACCUUACCGUGAGGACACUACCGCGUACCGUUAUAAAAUAUGUAUCAUAGGAUAAUAAUAAAGAGUUGUAUUUCAUAUAUAUCAUUGUAUUUUCUUAUAUUUU